GUCAGGUGAUCAGCGGCUGCUAGCUCCGCUCAUCGACGGCAGCCUUCACGGAGCGGUUCGCUGAAUAACGGCCGCCCUGCUGCCUCCGGAGCUUCCGUUUAUUUAUUCAGCCGUGGAUACGGCUUUAUUUUUUUAAAACCGAGUACCGGCCGUGAAGCGCAGCGGAGCGAGAGAGGGGAGGCUGUGGGAGGGGCGACGGCAGUCGACCGCAGUCAGUCGGUGAAGGCAGGCAGACGCCGCUGGAGCUGACCGGAGCAUCACCGACCCAACCUGCCCGCAUCCCGGCUCUGUCCGCCCGGAUGCCGCUUUCCUCGCCCUGCUUCGGCUGAUGGAAACAGACGUCCGCGAAAAUGUGCGCGAAUGUGUUCGGAGUUCUGAAGAGCCUGUUUGGGAAGCCCUUUGAUGGUGGGAAGAGGAUGGACCAUGGCGGCCCUCAGCAGCAGCAGCAUCCCAUGGAGCAGCAGCAGCAGCCGUACCACCCGCAGCACCCCGCCAUGAUGCGCCUCUACGAGGUCCAGAAGGAGGUGGCGUCUCUGGGGCCGCAGGUCUGCACCUUCAGCGGCCUGCAGAACGACCGCGACUAUAAGCGCCUGGAGCGGGAGCUGACCCGGCUGCUGCUGGAGGUGGACCAGGUGGACACGGAGGGCAAGCCGGAGCUGCAGGGGGCUCGGAAGAGGGCGGCGCAGGAGGUGGAGGGUCUGCUGCGCUACCUGGAGGAGAACGCCACCCACCCGUCCCGUCUGGCCAUCGAGGACCUGAGCAACAAGGCCCGGCAGCUGGUGGACGAGCGCGUCGUGGCUCCGCAGCGAGCCGGCGGCGUGGCGGAGAUCAACGACGAGCUGGUGGACGCCCUGCAGGAGCUGGUGCUGAGGCUGACCCAGGUGAAGACCGAGGGCCGGGUGCCGCUCCGCAAGGCUCGCUACCGGGCGCUGACACGCCUGUGUGCCGUGCAGGACGUGGUGGAGGGGCGGACGCAGCAGCAGACCCUGUCGCUGCCGCUGUCGGGCGACACCCACGAGGCCGUGCACCGCAUCAACCAGGUGAUGGUGAAGGUGAGCGUGGCCCGCAGCCAGCUGGUGGCGCUGCUGAUGGGGCUGAGCGGGAGGGACAGCUGCGCCCACCUGUCGCGAAUGCUGACGGAGAUGCAGGUGGAGCUGGACGCCCUGGACGUGUCCGGAAACGCAGCCAUCAGAAACUACAGGAAGCAGGUGGUGGAGGAGAUAAACGGGCUGCUGAAACACCUGGACCUGGAGGGGGAGGGAGACGACACGCGCAGGUACGACUUGGCGCAGAACAACUCCAUCCGAGAGAUCGAGGCGGUGCGAGCUCACGUCUCCCACCUCCGGGAAGGCAUCCUGCGACACUGUGCGAUGGGCGACCUCGGCUUCAGGCCCAAAGCCGAGCUGCAGAGCCUCCUGACGCACCUGGACCAGGUGGACACGGCCAAGAACCCGUGCAUCAGAGAGGCCCGCCGCCGCGCUGUGGUGGAGGUCCAGGCCAUCAUCACCUUCCUGGACCUCCGCGAGGCGCUGGCCCGCCGCCAGCCGGGCCCCGCCGAGCACCCGUCCCACCGGGCCGUGUGGCUGGUCCUGGGGAGCCUGUCGGACCUCCAGGCCCAGGUGCUCGGCUACGAGGGCAAGCGGGCCGACAAGAGCUACAUGAUGCUGGAGGAGCUGCUGACCAAGCAGCUGCUGACGCUGGACGCCGUGGACCCGCAGGGCGACGAGACCACCAAGGUGGCGAGGAAGCAGGCGGUGAAGUUCGCCCAGAACAUUCUCAACUACCUGGACAUGAAGACGGACGAGUGGGAGUACUGACCCGACGGACGGGACGACGCUGCAGCAACGAGGGGAGCUGAUAAUGUGUGUAAAUAAUAAAAACUGGUACGUUAUCAUUCCACGGGCUGUAAAUACGGACUCAAACCCCCAGAAUGCACUGCAGCAAGCGCUUCUGUGUGGUAGUCAUGGCGACCUGCUGAGAAACACGGAACUCCUUUUGUGAAACACUUUGACAAUUCUUUUUUUUUUGUGCUUUUUGGAGAUUUCUUUUCAUAUCUCCUAUCUGUGUGUGAGCGUGUGUGUGACAGUGAGUGUGUGUUUGUUGGUGAGUGUGUGUGUGACAGUGUGUGUGUGUGUGUGUGAGAGAGUGUGUUGUGUUUGCCGUGCGGUUGUCGAAGCCUGCUGCUGCCAAAGCACUAACUAAUGCCUGUUCCGGUGGUCGUUUCCUGCAGACUGCACUAGAUGUUGAAGUUAGAGGUGUGACGGAUCUCUUCCCCCCUCCCCCCCGCUCUGGUUGGUCUGAGCCGCCGACGGAGACGAGCGACGCCGCUGGUGUUAAAUACAGCGACCUGAUUAGACGGAGCGGAGGGUCAGGCACCUGCUGAUCUGGAGCGUUAACAGGAAAUUAAUUUAAUCUGCAGCGAAACGUGAGUUUUUACAACAGAGGGAGGAUCUAUGGCGAGCCGUUUGACCUUUAAUUGUCUUUAAAAGCAGGAUAUCUCUAAUUCAAUUAGUCAGAGAGAACAUUUUUCAUGAUCAACAACAGUAUCAACCUUUACAUUCCUAUGUAUGAGGGUUCUCUUUACAAUGAUCUACAAUUCAGCUUCAGAUCUGCAGACUAAUUUUGAUUCUGGCUUCAGAUAUCUACAGUUUUAUUCAUAAUUUUAGUUUGAACUAGUUUGGAAAAUACUGUAGAAAUCUCAAACUGGAAUUCUGCCUCGUCUGAAUGUAAUUACAGAUAUCUUAAAUUUGACUUAAUUGUGCAAAAUGAUGCUGCAGAUAUCUUUAGCUACGGCAAGUCGGAGGAAAAGGCGGUUUGCUUUCAGACCAACAGUUAAGGUAACUCGGCAGCUUAACCCUCUGAAUCCUAAGCAGCUUCUGGGCGUAUUUUUCCUGAUCGUGGGCUCAUUUUUCAGUCCUGCACCUCUACGGAAGCAAAACAAAAAACUCAGAAAUGUCUUCUGAGCACUCAGAAUGACAGAAAUCAUGAAAAGGAAAAGCAAAAGUUGAGUUUCUUUGAUUAUAUAUUUUGCAGAAAUUGAAACAACAGGUACAAUAUUUUCUCAAAGUGCCCACAAGUGUUAUCAGUAAAGAUUUCAACCAAAAAUGGAGGCACUACAAGACGUUUAACCAUCUUCCUAUAGUUGUCUCCUAUGCGUUUGGUGUAAACACUGCCUGCAGUUCAGCCGAAAGCUUCCUGAAUUUCUAUCAUGUGACUGGUGGUCAUAGCUGAGUCACUAAUGGCUUCACGGAUACACCGAGAACUGCAGAAUUGUUUGGUUUUUACAGAAUCUUUUUCAUGCAAACACUUCAUUUUUGGCAAAUUUUCCAAAGCCGAAAGUCUGUUUUUACAGUUUCCGGCUCCGAUAAAUGCUGUGAUUCCGCUGGUUUGUUUAAAAAGCCGCGGCCUUGGCGGGUUCAGGGGGUUGGAAGCUUCAACGGCUCGCCUUAAAUACCAAACAUUACAUUUUCCAGAUCCGGUAUUCAGGCCAGACGAUCUGUGUUUAAACAGAUGUGAUUAGAGUCGGGCCGCUCUCCUCUCCGUCGGUCUGGUGUCUCAGACGAGGAGAAUCGGUGUCGAGGUGCGAUGCUGGGAUGUUUGAGCAGAUAAAAGCACCUUCCCUUCCCCUCCCUACGCCGCUUGUGUAGCUGUUAGUCUGUAACUCGUUCCAAAUGUUUGUUGUGACUUCGUACGAUCGGCUAUAAAUGGAUCCGAGAUGGAGGAGCGGCGGAGGCGAAAUUUCUUUAGCUGCUGUUGCUGCUUUGGCGUUUUAUUUUUUUUUUUGUUCUCGUUGUUUCUACCCACUGCUUUGUACCAACGGAGGACUGCGAAGGUCCCCGGGGAGACGCAGGGAGGGAGGCGGCGAUAUCCACUGGAUUGACACAUCAAGGCUGAAGCCGGCGGGCCGACUGUGCGGUGGAGAGUGUUGACGUGAUGGCAGCCGACAGAGCCUUCUAGAAACUUCUCCGAGCUGCUGCUGCUGCUGCUGCUGCUGCUGGGAGGGAAGGAGGAUGUAGUAGAGAAGUCCAAAUCUCUGUGCCUUUAUUUUCACCUUCCCCAAGAGCCGGUUUGCGUGAAAAGCAGCGAAGUUCUCGAAAUGUAUCGAUGCACAAGAAUGAGGCGCCGACCGAAGCACCUCUGGCCGUUCGUCAAUGCCAGAAAAAUUUGCACUACUACAGAGAUCAGUGUUUUAAUCCCCCCCCCUCCACCACCAUCCUCGAUGAAGUCGUGGUCAGUGAUUUGUAGUAACAGACUCUGUUUUCAGCUACAUGAGUCAUAUUUUCACGCUGCAGACAGCCUCAGAUGGAGCAGCAGGAGAAUCAAAACGCCUCAAUUAGACGAUUAAAUGACUUCACAGCUUCACACCGACCUUCAGUUAGUGGGAGUUUUUCUGAUUUUUAUCACAAACCGUACAUAAAAGAUGAGAUCUGAAGGUCUAAAUUUAUGUUCUUAUUGUCAGCCAGCAGAGGGCGACUCCUCCAAAGUCCAUUUGUACAGAAGCCUAUGAGAAAAUGAGCCGACUUCUACCUUGAUUUGUUUCCUCUGUUGGCAUUUUUCUCAUGAGAUUAUAGUUUCUGUUGGUAGUUUUAGCUCCUUCGGUGCAGCAUGGCGUUUAUUCUUCAAUUAUGUUCCAAUUGUAAAGAAAAUGGACACAAAGGGUAGCUUUAUAUUUAGAGCCACGUUUGAACCGAUAUAUUUCAGCCAAACAAGCAUAUUUUCAGAAACUAGAAGAUGUUACAUUUCAAAUAAAGUCCUGAAACAAGUAUUUUAGCAUCUUUCUUCCCCUUUAAGGUUUUCCGUUUGGCCAAACAAGCAAAAAUUCUAUAAAAGCAGUAGAUGACAUUUUAUAAUAUACAUGUAUUACUUUUAAAGGAAAGCAGGAGUUUUGUACUAUUUGGAGCUUGUGUUGCAUGGAAGAAAAAUCUACAUUUGUACAUUCUGUAGUAGAAAUUGGUGGAUUUCAUCCACUGCAUGAUGGAGAACUGUACGCUGCCUAAUGGAACAAAUGCUCUUGGAAUAAAAAUACAUCAGCAGGGAGACCAAAACAGUGGAAACUUCCAAUACUUGAGGCGAUCAGAAAGUUAGAUUUUGAUUAGCUUCUAUUUUAGCCUGAUGCUAAACAAACUAGAAGAAGUUAGCUUUCAAAUUAAGUCUGACGCAAACAUUUUGACCUCUCAGUCUUGUUUAAGCUUUUCCAUUUGAUCAAAUAAGCAAAAGUUAAAAUUAAAGGGUGGAAGUUAAGCGGUUAACAACUUUCUAUGACAUAAGUUACUUUUGAAGGAGCUGUGCCAACGGGAACUUGUGUUUGGAAUAACGUGCAAGUCUGAACAUUUGUCUCGUACAUGACAACUUCUAAAGUUUGAUUUAGCUCCAUGCUAAACCACAACGUUUAGUAACUAAACCUUUCCAAUGAACGAGCAUUGUGCUCCUACAUUUGUUCUGCUGCAAGCUUCUUCAUUGGCUAAAUGAGCAAAAAAAAAAAACUAGGCAAGCUGAAGCACAUUUUUUGAAACUGGAAGAUCCUGCCUUCCAAAUUAAGUUUUGUGCUGACUGCUUGGUCUUAUAAUUCAUUUAUUUUAGGCUUUUCAAUGCGACCAAAUGGGCAAUAAUCUGAAAACAGAGUGGAUACUAAGAGGUUGAAGACAUUUUAGAGCAUAUAUGAAACUUCUAAGGAAAUGUAGAGACUAUACUGGUGGAAGUUGGUAAAAAAAAAAUCUAAAUUUAAACUUUAGAAAACUCCAGAACUUAAUGGACUCUGAGGUGUUUGGUUAAAGAGCCCUCAUGAAUAAAAAUAAGUGGGAGUCUGUGGUUGUUCUCGGUUGAGGUUUCUUGGCAGCUGCUCUCUGUGUGGCUGUUCUCAGCGUGAACCGACACCAAAAGGUCAAGAGUCCCGUCAUUUCCCCACAACCAGCUCCUCACGAGCGAUUACAGAAACUAAACCCCCAAAGAUCUGCUUUCCGGAGACCCUCGUCCUGCUGCUUUUUGAAGACGCGUUCCAGUGAACUCCCACGGAUCGGUUUUAUCGGCGCUGAGCUGCUGUUGGAAGCGUUUCCUGGCACCACGCCGGCAGCUCGGCCUCCCGGGUGCAGCGCCGACUCACCAGGGAGAAAAUGAGAUUAAACGGCGUUCAUUAAACAUCGCCAGCCCGCCUGGCCGUUGCUGCAACAGAUGCUCUCUCACAGCGAACCUUAUGCUCUCUCAGACCAAACACACCUUAAGUUCACUUUUUGUACGCAGUAGCACGUCGACAGAUGCACAUUUAGUCCUCAACUUCCUCUUCAAACGUCCCUUUGAGUCUUUUGCAAGUUUUUCACUGUACAGAAAAGAAGAUGUUCCCCUCUUUUGUCGUCUGAAAGUGUCUCGAAGCCAUACAGCCGUGCAGAUUUAUACACCGUGGUUCAGACAAAAGGGAGCUCCUCCACUAAAACUGUGCUGUUUCUGUUAGAUUUAACCGGUUUCUCUGCUAAAGUCAUGGGAAUCGCAGCUGAUCAAGGUCGUAAAAUCAGCUUUGUUGCAUUUCUGUGAUGGCAUGCUAAUGCUAUAAAGGAAAAAAGCAUUUAAAGUAUCUGGCAACAAAUCCUGUGUCCUUUACAAAAUAUUUAGCUGGAAAAAUACACUAUUAUAAAUGUUCAUCAUAUUAAAUAGAAGUCCAUACAGUCCUUUAACCCUCUGAACUCCAGCUUGUUUCUGUCAGUUUUUUCCACUGUGGUUUCAUUUUUCUCUGCAAUAAAAAGUCCUGCACCUCUAAUGGAAACAGAACAACCAUAAAGAAGGAGAGAGAACUCAGAAAUUACAGUUAGAAUGCCAUGAAUCAUAGAAAAAAAGGGGAAAAAAGUCGAAUUUGCUUCAUUAUUUAUGUUACAAAAUUUUUUAAAAAAUGAAAUCGACGUGCUAAACGUUUUUCCAAGUUCCCACGGGUGUUAUUAAUACUAGAAAAUAAAACUAUCACUCUACAAACUGUAAAAAAUUCCCUAUUUACAUUUUAAAACUCUCUUCUUUGUGUAAACACUGCCUGCAGUUCAGCCGGAAAAUCCCUGAAUUUUUGUCACGUGACCGGUGAUCGCAGCCAAAUCACUAAAGGCUUCACAGUUAGGCAGAAGAGUGCAGAAUUUUUAGUUUUUUACAGAAUCUGGUUAAAGCAAAUGGUUUAUUUUUGGUGAAUUUUUAAACUGAGACAUGUAGAAUUAAAUAACUUAAUUUGAAGCUCCGAUGUGGUUCAGUUUUCCCGAUUGAAAGUUACAUCACAGAAAAAUGCUGCACAAAAAGUUGAAAAUGGCUCGUAUAAAUUCUGUCAUUUUAGCAAUUUAAAAGAAAAAAACAUUUAUUUUAAACCUUAUGGCGAGUUUUGGGAGUCAGAGGGUUAAAUGUCAUAAAUCAUGAAAUCUAAAGCACUAAAGAAACGCUUUUCUUUGUCGGUUUUCUUUAAAAUAACGCAACAAAAAGUCUGUUACUGCCAGGUUUCUGGUUUCUUAACCGACUGUGAAAUUAAUUAAUGAUACUCAGAUCUGAAACUAGCAUUCACACCUCAAACCUGAAGCCGGAAUAAUUCGGUUUCUGUUUCCAAACACGCAGACUAAAAGCAGCAGCGUCUGAACCCGGAGUCCAUUCAGGUCCGCUGGCUUUUCUGAGUGAUCUUAAAGGUUUGUUUUCGGUUGAAUGUAGCCACUGAGGAAUGUUUUUGUGUUUCACCAAAGCUGAUCUCAGCGAGGACAGACGGAGUGGAAAUAAACGAGGCAGAAACAUUUAACAUCUGAUCAGCAGCCGGUUGCACAGACAAAAUCUAAGAAAAGUUAGCGCUAAAUACUUAUUUCUGAUUUUGGAGCCAAAUUCAACAAACUGCACGAAAAAUCACAAAGAAGACCGAUGUGUGGAUCCGUUUAUUGCACUUUGACUCAGAUUACACUGAUAAGAUGUUAAUUAGUGGCUUUUAGAGCUGCUUUUGGACAGAUUUACUUUCAUCUCGUGUCUAGUUUUUGAGCUAAACUGCCGAUUUUAAAAUACAGACACGAGUGCUGGUGGUUUAAAUGAGAUAAAAGCAGCAAGAUUUGAAGUCGCUGUUAUCAAAAAUGGGCAAAUAAAGAAUCUUGUGAUGUAAAUGUGGAAAAAAAACUAAGCUAAAUUACACAAAUUUCUGAGUAUAUAUUAAAUCUUAUAAAAAAAAUUCAGAAAAUUUUUGUUUAAAUACACAAAUAAGGUAUUAAAUAUGAAAAAUUAGCCUAGUUUGUAUUAAUUUCCAAAGAAAAAAACUGAAUAUUGGAGCCACUUUUAAGGUUUUUAUUUUAUUUUGUUCACAAAUUUGAGUGAAAUAUUUGUUUAUGAAUCAGAAAAUACUGUAAACAGACAGAAAUAAAUGAAAUUCCAUCAUUUUUUAGGGAUAAAAUGUUAAAUAAACCAACUGAAUUUACAGAAUCAGGCUUUAAAUCAGGUCCAGCUGCUCUGACAAACUAAAUCCAAAAGACUUUCAUCAUUCGGAUUGAUUUUGGUGGUUUUAUACAAACUUUAGAAAUAAAAACCAGAAGGAAAACUUCAGUUAUUUGAUGCUAAUAAAAGAAACAACUGAUCUAAAUGGAGAAAUUGGAACAAAAUUUUGAGAAUAAGAUAUUUUCAGAAGCAGAAGUUGUCUCAGAGCCUUUUAGAUUCAUCAUAAAUGUACAAAAUAUGAACAAACUUCUGUGUAAAAACCUGCAGAAUAUAGAAAAAAUGUGAAGUUUGCUGUAAAUAAAUGCUGCUUUAGUGGAUAUUUGGGGCUCAAAAUGGUAGAAAAAACUAAAAAUUACCUAAAACUAAACUCCUAAAUGUGGAUUUUGGAUGAUUUCUUUCUAUUAGUCCCAAAAUCUUAUUUAAAACCUGAUUUUUAGAGCAUUUUAUUCCUGAAAACAGCCAUUUCUGAUUCCAAAAUCUCUCAAAUAAGUAAAAAAGGUAAGAAAAUAAGAAUCUUGAAGCUGCUUUUAUGCGAUAUUCAGAUUUCUGCUCUGAAAUUAGAGCAAAUUAUUGAUAUAUUUAGAAGUUAAAUUUCAACUAAAGCUCCUGAUCUUGCAGCAGAAUCACUUCUCUCCACGUCUUCAGUCUUUGUCGGUGCAACGAGCUGCUCAGUCUCACCUUGUUCAUUCGAAUGGUCUGAAAAUGAAAACCUGAUCUUCCUCGCUGAGCUUUUUUUAUUUAUUUAAGCGCACUUCUUCUCCAUCGCUGGUUCCUCGCUGCUUGGCCUUUUCUUUCUGCAGAUGACGGGAAUGUGUUGGAAAAGCUUUUCUUUUGUUUCUCCAAAUGUACGUUUCUCUUAAGUCGCCUUUAACUGCAUUGAUUGUGACGGGCUUUUUGAUGUUUCCUCCUCCGAGAAGCGCUUGUACAAAACAAUAAAAACCGAAGAAGAAGAAAGAAAAAAAAAGCACACCGAGACUGAAAGGAAGCGCUGAGAGUGUGAAUGCUCCACGGAUGGCUGUGUUCAGAGUUUGUAUUCCCACUGCAGAAUAAAGACGCGUGUCUCCAUC
Molecule: messenger RNA, 9488 nt
Organism: Acanthochromis polyacanthus (spiny chromis)
Lineage: Eukaryota; Metazoa; Chordata; Actinopteri; Pomacentridae
Gene: bag5
Product: BCL2 associated athanogene 5
Exons: 3
Coding region: 351-1817 (488 amino acids)
Biological process (GO): negative regulation of protein ubiquitination; regulation of inclusion body assembly; protein stabilization
Cellular component (GO): nucleus; cytoplasm; membrane
Molecular function (GO): adenyl-nucleotide exchange factor activity; protein-folding chaperone binding
Source: RefSeq, a predicted model, not a curated record